CCUCUGUUGGUCAGCGCACCACAUUAGCAGCAAACACAAUGCCGGCGGCCUUCUUCUGUCUCUCGCUGCUCCUGUCGUCUUGCGCGGCCAUUCGGACUUUGAAGGAAGGGCCCAUGAUUGACAAAGACGGGAGGGAGUACAAGUCCCCCGUGGUUGUGGUCGAUACUGACGAAAGCCCAUCCAACCCGUUGCCUCCCGUGCUGGUGACGUGCACCCCGUCGUCAAUGAUCAUCCAGGUGAAGACUGACAUGUACGGACCGACGAUAUCUCCAGAGGAGCUUUUCCUGGGCGAGGAGUUUUUGGGCCUCGGACAGUGCCAGGCUUUUGCUGCUAGUGACUCUGAGCUGGUUAUCAAGGCUGGACUCCAGCAAUGUGGCACCCAGCUAACAAUAUCUGAAGACUCCUUGAUCUACUCAAACCAGCUGACCUUUUCACCUGUUCCCUAUCAUCAUGACGUCACAAGGAAGACCCAACGUGUAGUGCCCGUGUCUUGUCACUACAAAAGGACACACAUUGUGAGCAGUCCUCCUCAGGCGCCCCUUCAGAUUCUCGCUACAUCUCGCAAGACCCCGUCAGCAACCUCGGACUUCUCCUUGAAGCUGAUGUCUGAUGACUGGACAAGACUGAGGCUGUCCAAUGUCUUCUACUUGGGAGGCAUGCUCAACAUGGAGGCGUCCUACACCAAUCCCGGUCCGGAGCCCAGACGGCUCUUCGUUGCCGGCUGCGUGGCAACGCUGAGCCCAGAGGCAUCAUCCGUGCCGCGAUACUUCCUCAUUGAGAACGACGGGUGUCUCGCAGACUCUAAACAGCCAGGAUCUAGAGCACGCUUCCUGUCCCGGACCAGGGCGGAUGUUCUGCGGCUGCAGCUGGAUGCUUUCCUCUUUAACCGAGAUGAAAGAAACACUCUUUUUCUAACAUGCCGGCUGAAAGUCACCUCUGAUAUGUGGAGGAGCAGCCCUGUCAACAAGGCUUGCACUUAUGUGAAUACAAGAUGGGAAAAUGUUGACGGGAGCCCUGACGUGUGCCAUUGCUGUGAUGACACCUGCAGACAAUAUUCCCACAAGCAUCUAAAACUUGAUGGUACCAAGGUGUGUGAUGUGAUCAGUCUUGGCCCACUUGUGAUUCUGCCCAAAAAGUAGGCAAGCAACAAGGUUGUCAAUAAAAUAGUUAUUUUCACAA
Molecule: messenger RNA, 1179 nt
Organism: Syngnathus acus (greater pipefish)
Lineage: Eukaryota; Metazoa; Chordata; Actinopteri; Syngnathiformes; Syngnathidae
Product: zona pellucida sperm-binding protein 3-like
Exons: 8
Coding region: 39-1139 (366 amino acids)
Biological process (GO): positive regulation of acrosome reaction; binding of sperm to zona pellucida; egg coat formation
Cellular component (GO): extracellular matrix
Molecular function (GO): acrosin binding
Source: RefSeq, a predicted model, not a curated record